This is a messenger RNA of Fusarium keratoplasticum, 993 nucleotides long. RefSeq names its product NMO domain-containing protein. NCBI's taxonomy places the organism in Eukaryota, Fungi, Ascomycota, Sordariomycetes, Hypocreales, Nectriaceae. Bases 1 to 993 code for a protein of 330 amino acids. Gene Ontology annotation, molecular function: nitronate monooxygenase activity. The transcript is spliced from 3 exons. The record is from RefSeq and is a predicted model, not a curated record.
AUGCCGUUUACGACUGAACUAACUCGCCGCCUAGGCAUCAGAGUGCCCGUUGUCCAGGGUGGCAUGAUGCAUGUCGGAAAUGCUAACCUCGCCUCUGCUGUUUCUAACGCUGGAGGGCUUGGUAUUAUCACCGCCCUGAUCUUUCCAACUCCGGACGCCCUGCGCGAAGAGAUCCGUCGCUGCCGGUCUCUCACCAGCAAACCCUUUGGCGUUAAUAUCACCAUCUUGCCUGCGCUUACGCCACCCGACUAUGGGGCUUAUGCCCAGGCUAUCGUCGAUGAAGGAGUUACCAUCGUCGAGACAGCAGGCAAUUCUCCUGGCCCUGUUAUUUCCCAGCUCAAAAACGCUGGAGUGACGGUCCUCCACAAAUGCACGACUAUCCGACAUGCCUUCAGCGCUGUUAAACUGGGCGUUGACUUCCUAAGUAUCGAUGGAUUCGAGUGCGGCGGCCAUGUCGGCGAAAGCGAUAUCACCAAUUUCAUCCUUCUUAGCAAGGCCCGACAGACCCUCAAGGUGCCGUUCAUUGCUAGCGGUGGCUUUGCUGAUGGCUACAGUUUAGCUGCAGCGCUAUGCCUUGGCGCCUCUGGCAUCAACAUGGGUACGCGUUUUAUGUGCACAGUCGAGGCGCCUAUCCAUGUGAACGUCAAGAAUGCCAUAGUGAAGGCAGAGGAGACGGACACGACACUACUGCUGCGCCGAUGGAGAAACACAACCCGGCUCUUCAAGAACAAGGUCGCGCUCGAAGCGCUGAAGGUGGAACAGACGACUACAUCCGGUCAGUUUGAAGCCAUCGCGCCGUUUGUUAGUGGCAAGCGGGGCAAGGAGGUGUUCGUCACUGGCGAUGUGGACUAUGGCGUAUGGACAACCGGCCAAGUUAUGGGACUCAUUCACGACAUCCCGACGUGUGAUGAGCUGAUCGGGAGGAUUGAGAAGGAGGCGGAGAUUGCUUUGAAGGAAAGGCUCACCCUCCUUGUGCCGGAGCCAAAGAUGUAG